This is a messenger RNA of Racocetra fulgida, 678 nucleotides long. The record is from the annotation of a GenBank genome assembly. NCBI's taxonomy places the organism in Eukaryota, Fungi, Glomeromycota, Glomeromycetes, Diversisporales, Gigasporaceae.
AUGUCAGAGCAUAGAACUCAGUCAGUUUAUUCUUAUCCUUCACCGGCAACAAAUCCUUCACCAAGAACAGAUAUAUCUUUACGAGAAAUUUUAGAUACAUAUCGUGAUAAUAAUGAUCUAUUGAAACAAAUUCUUGCAGCUAAGGCUGAAGAAGACAAGAGACGUGCAGAAGAAGAAAAGUAUAAAACAGAAGCAGUACGUUUACAAUGCAAGCAAGUGGAAUUAGAGAUGUUAAAAGAGCAAAAGAAGCCACCGACUAUUAUCACUGGAGUACCACAUACACAUUUUCCUGCCACUGCCACUACUCCAACAAGCGCGACACGCUUAUCACCGCCAUCAUCAUCUAGUCAUGGAAAUGAUAAUGUAUCUUAUAAUCACAAUGGGAUAUCUUCACAUAACCAUUCUUAUAAUCCAUUGAGUCAAAGACCUUCAUUGACAUUAUCCAUUCCGUCGUUCCCAAUUAUAACGGCGUCACCAACUACGAUGCAUAAUCCGCAUCCGUUCUCCACUCCUACAAGCAGUGUUCAAGAACAUCCACCUUCUGCAUCAUCUCAAACAAAUAAUUACUCACAAAGUCCUACCACAGGUGGUAAACGAUCCAAACCUUCUUCAGAAACAGAAACAGAAGGUGCAAAGGAACCAGGAGAACCCGGCAAAAAAGUAUAUGACGGUUCUUAA